CACGUUCCCCCGUUAAACCAACCUAAAACCCAGUCCACCCCUAUAUAAUACUCGUACUUUUCUCAUAACCUUCCAUUAACAAUCCCUGAGAAUCUCAUCUCUCCGUCCAAGUCAGAACUCAAAACCCUAGUUUCUAUCAACCUUUCUUCGAUUUCUAGCGAUCUUUUGGAGUUUGUUGUAUUGUUGAUCUGAGAAAGCAAUGGCUCGUACGAAGCAAACUGCUCGCAAAUCAACCGGUGGUAAGGCUCCGAGGAAGCAGCUUGCCACAAAGGCUGCAAGGAAAUCUGCUCCAACAACUGGCGGAGUCAAGAAGCCUCACCGUUACCGUCCUGGAACUGUUGCCCUUCGUGAAAUUCGAAAGUACCAGAAGAGCACUGAGCUUUUGAUCCGUAAGUUGCCCUUCCAGCGCCUUGUUCGUGAAAUUGCUCAGGACUUCAAGACGGAUUUGAGGUUCCAGAGCCAUGCCGUUCUUGCGCUUCAGGAAGCUGCGGAGGCUUACCUGGUUGGUCUGUUUGAGGACACCAACCUCUGCGCCAUCCAUGCGAAGAGGGUUACCAUCAUGCCUAAGGAUAUUCAGCUUGCCAGGCGAAUCCGUGGAGAGCGUGCUUAAGUAGUAGUUUAGUCUUUUUAACAUUACUGUUUUUAGUUUAGUUCACUUCACAGAUGAUAUAGUUACUGAUUCCUAUUCUUUUGGUGUCUGUAAAGAAGUUUCGCUGUUAAAAAUUGCGUGAACUGUUAGGAUUAAUUUGUUGUUGGUUUUACAUAAAUUUCUUUUGGUUUUGGUGAAGUGUUAUACGUGAAAUACUUAUUAAUGGCAUCGGUUAAAUUUUAGAAGUCUUA
Molecule: messenger RNA, 840 nt
Organism: Ziziphus jujuba (common jujube)
Lineage: Eukaryota; Viridiplantae; Streptophyta; Magnoliopsida; Rosales; Rhamnaceae
Product: histone H3.3
Exons: 5
Coding region: 200-610 (136 amino acids)
Cellular component (GO): nucleosome
Molecular function (GO): protein heterodimerization activity; structural constituent of chromatin; DNA binding
Source: RefSeq, a predicted model, not a curated record